CUCAGCUGAGCAACAGGACGAUACCAACGAGUCAGAGCUCCAUGCUGCACCUCCAGAGUAACAUCCAGCACAGCCCCCUGGGAUUAAGCAUCAUCAACACCCACAACGGCAGUAUGUCUCCGUUCUCCAUGAGCGGGCUGCCUUCCCCAGGAUAUCAGUGCCCUACCUCAGUCUACCAGCCCACAUCCCAACAGGUGUACCCUCUGACUCAAAACGGACAGCAGWGCUCGGCUGGUGGGCUUUUUAGCAACGUUUCUUUCAGCAACCAAAGUCUUUUCACACAACCUCGUCUGGCUUCACAAGAACAGGAGCUGCAGCCCAAAACUUUCCCCAAACCCAUCUACUCCUACAGCUGUYUGAUUGCCAUGGCUCUGAAGAACAGUAAAACCGGCAGCCUCCCAGUCAGUGAGAUCUAUAGCUUUAUGAAGGAACACUUUCCUUAUUUUAAGACUGCGCCUGAUGGAUGGAAGAAUUCAGUCAGACACAACCUUUCCUUAAACAAAUGCUUUGAGAAGGUGGAGAACAAGACGAGCAGCUCAUCCCGUAAGGGCUGUCUGUGGGCGCUGAACCCGGCCAAGAUUGACAAGAUGGAGGAAGAGAUGCAGAAGUGGAAACGCAAGGACCUCCCAGCCAUUCGCCGCAGCAUGGCCAACCCUGAUGAGUUGGACAAACUGAUCACAGACCGCCCAGAGAGCUGCAGACGAAAGCCUUUAGAGCCCGGUAUGACCCGGCUGCCUGGCUGUGCGACGGGGCUCCCAUUAGCGGUGUCAGCGCAGAUGCAGCCUCAGCCCAUAGUCACGCUGUCCCUGCCGUGUUUACCCAUGCACCAGCACCACCAGCUUCAAGCUCAGCUCCARGCUCAGGCUCGACUGGCCCCCAUGUCCCCUGCUCCGGCCCAGACGCCUCCCCUCCACACCGUCCCUGACCUCUCCCACAGUCCCCUCACCCAGCAGUCCAACAAGCCCCCAGAUGAUUUUUACAGCGUGCACAGUGACACAAACACAGAGGUAGAUGCACUGGACCCCAGCAUCAUGGAUUUUGCCCUUCAAGGAAAUCUGUGGGAUGAAAUGAAGGACGACAGCUUUAACCUGGACGCUUUGGGAACAUUCAGUAACUCUCCUCUCCGACUCUCAGACUGUGACUUGGUGACAACCAGCCUCCCCCCUGUCUCCAGCGGGGCGAACAUGCCGCUGUCAGACGUGCAGGUGACGGGGCUCUACACCUCGUACGCCUCGCAGGACCCCCUGUCUUCACAGUACAUGGGGACCCCGGCCAACAGCAAGCCCAUAGCCCUGCUUUAAAGGAACUAAACCCAUUAUUAAUCACAUUCAACUCUGGUUUGUGGACGCCAUCAGAAAAGAAAAGAGAAGGUCUGGUUUCUUUUGUGCAACAAGAAAUCUUUGGACCCUGGAGAACAUUUGGAGAAAAAAAAUAAUAAUUUAAGUCGACAAGAACACUGGUUAUCAGGAAGUAAACUGAAGGCUGGAAGAGAAAUAUGUUGAGACUUAAAAUAUUUAGUUUUGCUAAGCAAAGACUGAAAGCCUGUUUGAGUACAAAGACUUGGUGGCGAAAUCUGUGUAAAAUAGCAUCCAUGUGUUUUUCCUGUGUUUUCACAUUAUGUAGCUCCCAGUCUCUCGUUUGUUGUGUUGUGUUAGAUGUUCUUGCUGUGAUGUUUUAUUUAUAUUUAUAAAAGGCAGCUAGAGAAAGUGAUGACUCCAUCAAUCUUUUGCUGUAUAUACAGUAUAUUCGAGUGUUUGAAUUUGCCACAUAAAAUCUUUUUUUUUUAUCGAU
This is a messenger RNA of Austrofundulus limnaeus, 1791 nucleotides long. It is a transcript of the gene foxn4, whose product is annotated as forkhead box N4. The record is from RefSeq and is a predicted model, not a curated record. Gene Ontology annotation, biological process: regulation of transcription by RNA polymerase II. Gene Ontology annotation, molecular function: transcription cis-regulatory region binding; DNA-binding transcription factor activity, RNA polymerase II-specific. Lineage: Eukaryota; Metazoa; Chordata; Actinopteri; Cyprinodontiformes; Rivulidae.